This is a messenger RNA of Wallemia ichthyophaga EXF-994, 1119 nucleotides long. RefSeq lists its product as uncharacterized. The record is from RefSeq and is a predicted model, not a curated record. Gene Ontology annotation, molecular function: protein-containing complex binding. NCBI's taxonomy places the organism in Eukaryota, Fungi, Basidiomycota, Wallemiomycetes, Wallemiales, Wallemiaceae. Gene Ontology annotation, cellular component: mitochondrion. The coding region runs from base 1 to 1119 and encodes 372 amino acids. The transcript is spliced from 7 exons.
AUGUUUAGUAGGGCCAGAGCGUCAGUACAGCAAUUACCAAGAAGACCUGCUUCUGUGGCUGGAUACCAUGAUUUGAAUAUCACUCCAAAAUCCAAAUCACCAAUCCUUAGACAAGGUCCAGGCGGAAGGAGUUCUGUUACUGGCCAUGUCGCUACUGUUUUCGGAUGUACUGGAUUCUUAGGACGUUAUACGGUACAGAAAAUUGCUCGUACUGGUGCUCAAGUCGUCACUCCAUAUAGAGACGAGCUCGAAAGGCGUCAUUUGAAGCCAAUGGGCGAUCUUGGUCAGAUUGUACCUAUGGAAUGGGACGCUCGUAACCACCAACAGAUAGCAGAAUGCCUUAGACACUCAGACGUAGUCUACAAUCUUGUUGGCCGUGAUCACGAGACAAAGAAUUUCAACUACGACGAUGUUCACGUUAAGGCUGCUGCUGAUAUCGCUUCAAUUGCUCAACAGGAGGGCAUCGAGAGACUGAUCCACGUUUCACACUUCAACGCUGCUCAUGACUCUCCUUCCGCUUUCUACAGAGCCAAACAAGCUGGUGAAGAUCUUGUUCGUGAAAACUUUGACGGUCCUUCCAUCGUCAGACCUACAGUUAUGUUUGGUCAUGAGGAUCGUUUCUUGCAGCAGAUGGCUUUCUGGACUAUUGCAUACAAGCUCAACAAGGGUCAAACACGCGUAAAGCCGGUGCAUGUGCUUGACGUUGCUGAGGCUUUACACAAAAUGAUGACAUUGGAUCCAGGUCAUGGAGACACAUACUCAUUACCUGGACCAAAAGAGUACACAUAUAAUGAAGCGAUUGACGUUGUUUCAGCAUUGACAUUGAAGGAGCACAAGGCACCAUCAGUACCAAAAGCCCUCGCAAAGGCUGUAGCCAAGGUGAUGGACAAGUCAUUGUGGUGGCAGACAAUGUCGGAGGAUGAAGUAGAGAGACGCUACAUUGACGAUCUCCCAGGAAUCCCAGCCGGACACAAGAGCUGGAAUGACUUAGAAAUGAUGCCUGAUAUAAUGGAAGACGUGUCUAUCCCUUACGUCAGAAGAUUCCGUAGCGCAACGACAUCGAACCUUCCCGUUGAAUCUGGCGGUAAGCCAUACAGACCACCAAGCGCACAAAUGUAA